Passer montanus (Eurasian tree sparrow) is the source of this 235-nucleotide messenger RNA. Its product is annotated as zinc finger protein 865-like. The transcript has a single exon. Gene Ontology annotation, cellular component: nucleus. The annotation marks the transcript as partial. Gene Ontology annotation, molecular function: DNA-binding transcription factor activity, RNA polymerase II-specific; RNA polymerase II cis-regulatory region sequence-specific DNA binding. NCBI's taxonomy places the organism in Eukaryota, Metazoa, Chordata, Aves, Passeriformes, Passeridae. The record is from RefSeq and is a predicted model, not a curated record. Gene Ontology annotation, biological process: regulation of transcription by RNA polymerase II.
CGCAGCUUCGGCUGCGGCGUGUGCGGGCGCGCCUUCGGGCGGCGCGAGACGCUGCGGCGGCACGAGCGCAUCCACACGGGCGAGAAGCCGCACGAGUGCGGCGUGUGCGGCAAGCGCUUCCGCGAGUCCUUCCACCUGCGCAAGCACCGCGUGGUGCACACCCGCGAGCGGCCCUACCGCUGCGAGCUGUGCGGCAAGGCCUUCGGCUACCCGCAGAGCCUCACGCGGCACCGCC